Messenger RNA from Penicillium cinerascens, 381 nucleotides. RefSeq lists its product as uncharacterized. The record is from RefSeq and is a predicted model, not a curated record. Lineage: Eukaryota; Fungi; Ascomycota; Eurotiomycetes; Eurotiales; Aspergillaceae. The transcript is spliced from 3 exons. The coding region runs from base 103 to 381 and encodes 92 amino acids.
CUCCAUCGUCUACCCUCACAACUCUCUCGGAAAUUCUUCGAUCCUCCCCCUCCAGCUAUGCGCGCAGACUAAUCGGCGACCCGCUUGGAUUACCCUGAAUUCAUGCACCCCUUUUCCAUCCUCACCCUUGGGAUCUUCGUCGCGGGCUACAUCACCGCCAGGUGGGACCUUGUCACCCGUCUUUACGAAUUGGCCAUUUUCGCGUGGGAUCACGGCGUCGUGACUCGCACGUUGAAGGGGUUCUUGAUUCUCUCGGUCUUUUUCUUUCUCUUGAUUCUGCCUAUCAAUCACCUGGCUUCGAGGGAGGGCACUUUGCACCCACGCCACGUGAACCUCGGCGUUUCCGCGCGGGAACAAUUACGCCGGCGAGGCUCCUUCUAG